AUGACGGCAAACGUAGCAAACGCGAACCGCUUCUCCACCUACACCACGGCCUCGACCGGCUCCGAGACCAGGAACUUGAACAAUGGCGACAAGAAGGAUCUCUGGAGCUCCAUGCUCGACUCGGUCGCCAGCGGCAAGCGCCUGCCCGAGAAGAACCUGCUCGUCCUCGGCGGCACUGUCGAUUCUCAGCGCGAGUUCUUUGAAUCCCUGUCUACCACAGAGCUCCGCCGCACCCUUGACCGCCAGCCCUCCAAGAAACCCCCCGUUGCCAAUAGCUUCGCCCUAGGCUACACAUACUACGACGUCCUCGACGCCGACCAGGAAGACACGCUGGCCCGCAUCUCGCUCUACACCCUCACGAGCCCCGAGCCAGCUUUCGCCUCCCUCCUAAAGCCCCUCCUCACGCCUCAGUCGAUACCAAACACGCUGAUCGUCGUCCUCUUGGACUGGUCGCAGCCCUGGAAGUGGAUGCGCCAGCUCCGAGAAUGGAUCCUGCUUUUGAGGACCGUGCUGGUCUCCCUGAGCGACGAGUGCAAGUCGACAAUGGAGGAGGCCAUGGUGUCGUGGAGAGAUCGCGGCCGCGGUGGCGGCACAAACCUUGACGGCACCGCUGUGACGGCGUCAGACGGCGAUGUCUCUCUCCCAAUAGGCCCGGGCGAGUGGGAGGAUGCGCUGGGCCUCCCGCUGUGCUUGGUGUGCCAGAAUGCUGAGAAGAUGGAAUACUUGGAAAAGACGCAGGGCUGGAAGGAGGAGGAAUUCGACGUAGUGUUACAAUUCCUACGGACCAUCCUCCUAAGACAUGGCGCGUCACUAAUAUACACGACCCCUUCUUCACCAUCCCAGCUCCCUAGCCUCAUACACGCCAGCUUAGGGAUUCACUCGCUUCUGAAGAAGCACCCGCUCAAACACAAUGUCAUUGACAGGGACAAGAUAGUCGUCCCGCCCAACUGGGACUCGUGGGGCAAGAUCCGGGUGCUUAGGGAAGGAUUCGACGUUGAGCUUGUCAGCAACGCGUGGGCGCUAGAUCUGGACCAGCCUUUCCCCGCGGAGCAGCACGUCAAUGGAGUUGUGGCACAAGACGGCCAUGCCAGUGAAGCCCAAGAGGACCACGCGGCAGAGGCAGAACCCGAAGGGUCGGUCGUGUCGCUAUACGAGUCGGCCGUGCAGGAUCCCACAAUGGACGCGCUGCAAAUAGCAGGGCGCAAUACAUACUCGACGAAGCUCGAGGUCGAGACAUCCUCGACGCAGAACUUUCUGGGUCAGCAGCUCAAGAUCCUGGAAGCCUUCCGUCAAAAGAACGACGAGGCGACGCGCGAAGAGUCUCGGUCGAAGCCCUUUAAGAAGGUAGAGGAAGAGGAGUUCAACGGCUACCUGAACCAUCCAACAUCUGAGCCGCAAGUGCUCGAUCAAAUCGGUCCCGUGCAGUUCAACAUGGGCGGCAUCCAGGUCGAUGCCGACGACAUGGUGAAGCGACUCAAGGACCGCCAACACUACGGCUCCUCCCCUGAGCCCACGAGCCCGAGUGGCGAGAGCGGCGUCGAGGACGCGCCGCAGAUGGACACGGAAAACCUGCAGGCCUUUUUCACGGGCCUGAUGAACAAGAGACCGGGAGGUAGGAAUGCCAAAUGA
Lasiosphaeria miniovina is the source of this 1629-nucleotide messenger RNA. Its product is annotated as dynein light intermediate chain-domain-containing protein. Gene Ontology annotation, molecular function: dynein heavy chain binding. Gene Ontology annotation, cellular component: cytoplasmic dynein complex; meiotic spindle pole body. The record is from RefSeq and is a predicted model, not a curated record. Gene Ontology annotation, biological process: microtubule cytoskeleton organization; microtubule-based movement. Bases 1 to 1629 code for a protein of 542 amino acids. Lineage: Eukaryota; Fungi; Ascomycota; Sordariomycetes; Sordariales; Lasiosphaeriaceae. The transcript has 4 exons.